Messenger RNA from Chenopodium quinoa (quinoa), 1272 nucleotides. Its product is annotated as U-box domain-containing protein 26-like. Gene Ontology annotation, molecular function: ubiquitin protein ligase activity. Bases 1 to 1272 code for a protein of 423 amino acids. The transcript has a single exon. Gene Ontology annotation, biological process: protein ubiquitination. The record is from RefSeq and is a predicted model, not a curated record. Lineage: Eukaryota; Viridiplantae; Streptophyta; Magnoliopsida; Caryophyllales; Amaranthaceae.
AUGAGAGAAAUUGGAAUGUCAAUCCCAGAAUUCUUCACAUGUCCAAUCAGUCUAGAACUGUUCAAUGAUCCUGUGACUCUUUGCACAGGGCAAACUUAUGACAGGCCUUCAAUUGAGAAAUGGCUUGCAGCUGGGAAUCUUACAUGUCCUGUUACAAUGCAGAAGCUUCAAGAUUUAUCAAUGGUGCCUAAUCAUACCCUUAAGCAUUUAAUUCAACAAUGGCAUCUUAAGGGUAGUCAUAAUUAUCAUCAAUUUAAUGAUGUUAAUCAUGAUUAUUAUGAUGAUUUUUACAAAGUGGGUAAUUCAAAAAAUGUCUCCUUUUCUUCAUUAAAGCAUAUUCUUGAAUUUCAGGAUUCCAGUUUGGAGAAGAAAAUACAAGUUUUAGAGCAAAUUAUAUUGUUGUCAGAAGAUUUGCCAAGAAAAAAUGGGGGUUUAAUUCAAAUGGGGGUUUUCUCAUUGAUUUUGGGGAUGAUUUUUGGUGCAAAAAUAACCCAAGAAAUGGUUGGUUUGGUGGAGAAAUCUCUUAUUUGUGCCAUAAAAUUGAUGCAAUCUUCUGAUUUAGGGGAUUUGAAUAUGCUUUUGGAAGAUUCCAAAUUUGAAAAUUUCAAAGUUUUACUACAAGAAGGAAGUUGUAUGAUCAAGACAACAUUGUGCAACAUUAUAGAGAAAGUUUUUCUUCAAUCAAGUUUAGCAACAAAAGAGUUAGCAACCAAGAUUGGAAAUGACACAAAAGUACUCAAAACUAUGGUUGGUUAUGUUGAUGAUUAUAAACAAAAUUCCGAGCUCGCAGAGGCAUCGAUUAAGGCCAUCUUAAGCAUUGUAUCAAGCUCAUCACACGAGCCAUACCGCGAAAAUUUGGUUAAAGAAGGGGUAGUUCAUACAUUGAUCACAUACAUUGUCGAAGUCGAAAAUUGUAAAGAUCACAAGGACUUGGCACCAAAGGCAACAAAGGCACUAGAAUUGGUGCUAGAGUUAGAAAGUGGUAAACAAGCAUUUUUGGUAAAAGAGGUGCUUAAUGAUGGGAUUGAGGCCUUAAUUAAGAUGGUAUUUAGAGUUUCAGGAGAUGAUUUAGGAAGUGAAAGUGCAGUAAAUUGUCUAAUGAAAUUGUGUUAUGAAUCAUUGGAAGUUAGUGAAAAAGCAAUUUGUGGUGGAAUUUUGACACAAUUGUUGUUGUUGCUACAAAGCCAGUGUAGUGGGCGGGCCAAGAGUCGGGCCAGGAUGCUGCUAAAGCUGCUAAGAUCCAUGUGGGCUAAGGACCCAAUACAUGUGUAG